AGCACAAACACUGCAAGCAACAAAAGCAAACACCAGGGAGAAGAAGAAGAACAUCAUGUCCUCCAACGGCAUGGGGUCCCGCCUGGCCCUGGUCAUCGUCUGCUCCGUCCUCCUCUCGUUGAUCGGCACGUCGGCGGCGACGGGGAAAACCGGCCGGAUCACGGUGUACUGGGGCCAGACCUCCAACGAGGGGUCACUCCGCAAGGCCUGCGAGAGCAAGCUCUACUCCACCGUCAUCCUCUCCUUCCUCAACAACUUCGGCAGCGGCAAGUACGGGCUCAACCUCGCCGGCCACUCCUGGGCCGCCGUUGGGCCGGACGUCAAGUACUGCCAGUCCAAGAAGGUCCUCGUCCUGCUCGCCAUUGGCGGCGGCAUCGGCAAGUACUCCCUCGCAUCUAAGGCCGACGCCAAGGCCGUCGCCAAGCACCUCUGGGACUACUACCUCGGGGGCAAAUCCCGCUCCCGACCGUUCGGCACCGCCGUGCUGGACGGCGUCGACUUCGACAUCGAGCUCGGGAGCCGCGCCCACUACGACGACCUCGCCAGGUACCUCAAGGGAUACAGCAAGAAGGUGUUCGUCACGGCGGCGCCGCAGUGCCCGUUCCCGGACAGGAUGCUGGGGCAGGCGCUCCGGACGGGGCUCUUCGACCGGGUUCACGUCCAGUUCUACAACAACCCCGUCUGCAGCUACAGGGCCAGCAACGUGGCGGGGUUCAAGGCAGCGUGGAGCAAGUGGACGAGGAGCCUGCCGCGGAGCUCCGUCUACCUCGGCCUGCCGGCGGCACGGGGGGCGGCGGGCAGCGGCUACGUGGACCCGACAACGCUGGUGAACAAGGUGCUGCCCAUCGUGAGGCGGUCCAGGAACUAUGGAGGGAUCAUGCUGUGGAGCAGGUACUACGACAUCCAGACCGGGUACAGCAAGCGCGUCAAGAGUGCCGUCUGAUCGAUGUUCCAGUUCCAGUGAUCGAUUAUGAAGAACGGAUCCCCUACGUGGAGUGCCCUUGCAUGCUGUCAGCAUGCAUACACCGCUGAUGUGAUUACGUAUAGCUUUUAUGUGGUGGGAAGUUGUAUGUGUAUAGCUACUCUUAAGUAUAUGUAUGUGUAUGAAUAUUGUGGAAUAAAGGGGCAUCUAGCUAACUUAUGUGUUUA
Molecule: messenger RNA, 1149 nt
Organism: Lolium perenne
Lineage: Eukaryota; Viridiplantae; Streptophyta; Magnoliopsida; Poales; Poaceae
Product: hevamine-A-like
Biological process (GO): carbohydrate metabolic process
Cellular component (GO): extracellular region
Molecular function (GO): chitinase activity
Source: RefSeq, a predicted model, not a curated record